AUGGGCAGGGAGCAACGGAGUGGUAACGCUCUACAGCAAUACGCUACACCGAGGAGAGGCGCACCGUACCAGCACAGCCGUCCCCUCGUCGUUGUAAAUGAUCACAGCACGUCAGUGGCACCGGUGGAAAGCGGCGGUGGCAGCGGCAGCGGUCGUGGCCCCAGGCGCCUGACGUUCAACAACUUCGCGACAUUCAACGCGCGAGAGAAGAAAUUUCCACCAGACGCGAACGCUCAGGCAGCGCUGAAGACAAAACUCUGGCAGCUGUCUGAGCGAGCGUCCUUUUACUGCAACAAAUGCCGUCGGGACAACAUCAUCUCCGACUCCAUCGCUGUGGACACGGUGCAUCAGGUGAUGCUCUGCACACGGUGCUUCACUCGCAUUAUACGUCCGCGCUCCUACCGCCCCAGCCGUGUCGUGCCUUUUCCAUCGCUUCUCUCUUGGCUUAGUUACAAGCCGUCGAAGGUGAUGGAGAUGUCGGAUGACAUUUCCAGUCGCCCCGCUGAGGCGGUGGCGCCUUCAGGUGAGCGCACCGCCGCCCCAAUGCUCGGCGGUGGCGAUCGGCCCACGCACAUCCAGAACCUCCCCGCUAUAGCAAUGAACACGGUGCCGUCUGCCCGUGGUGGCGCGGUACUGCCAGGCAGAGGCCCGGAAGCGGCGGCGGCAGCACAGUGGAAGGAGGAGACACACCCGUGUUGUCGCGUGUGGGGGACGUGCUUGCACGGCGAGACAUGCCUGUUUCGCGGUGCGCCGUACGACCUGUGUAUAUGCUUCCUAAUGGGUCUCUGCCCCGGUAACGCGGAGAAGUGCCGGCUUCUACACCAGCACGUGUUUGAUCUUCCAAAUACGGCAGAGCCAAUGCCGACAGUGCGGCAUGCGGGAAGUCUUGACGACCCACAGAGCGCGUGGGGCAAGUGGAUUUCGAAGAAGAAGAAUAGCCCGAACUCGGCUGAGUGGCAGCUAUGGAACAAUGGUCCAGUACUGGACCUGCUCAACGUGUACGCCCCCGUCACUCUCAGUGAGGAGGAGGAACGGCAGAACAGCGCGAAAGCUGCGGUCAAGCUGAAUUUUGCGGACAUUUCUGCAGCCCUUCGCGGUCUCCAGCAGUAA
Molecule: messenger RNA, 1110 nt
Organism: Trypanosoma grayi
Lineage: Eukaryota; Euglenozoa; Kinetoplastea; Trypanosomatida; Trypanosomatidae
Product: putative RNA-binding protein
Exons: 1
Coding region: 1-1110 (369 amino acids)
Source: RefSeq, a predicted model, not a curated record